Messenger RNA from Acanthochromis polyacanthus (spiny chromis), 2213 nucleotides. Its product is annotated as CD209 antigen-like protein E. The record is from RefSeq and is a predicted model, not a curated record. NCBI's taxonomy places the organism in Eukaryota, Metazoa, Chordata, Actinopteri, Pomacentridae. Gene Ontology annotation, molecular function: signaling receptor activity. Bases 118 to 852 code for a protein of 244 amino acids. The transcript is spliced from 6 exons.
UCUGAAACUUGUGACUUCCUCAGAACUUGAGGAAUUGAAAACGCCCACGUUUCACACUCACUGCAGUCUGUGCUACAGACCUGAUGAUCUGAGGAAUAAUCAGCAAACUUACGAGCAAUGGAAGAAAUUUAUGCCAACAUGAAACCUCCCAAAGCUGCCGACCCAAAACUUUUCAGGAAUCAAACAGGUCCAAGGAGUUCUCAGAGGAGUUUUCAUUCAGUUAUUCUCUGUUUGGGGCUGCUGAGUGUUUUCCUGCUGCUUGGACUCAUCGUCCUCGGUGUCCACUACCGUGACUCGGCUGCAGAUUUAUCCUCCAUCAAACAAAACCUGACUGAGCGUCUGCAGGCCAGCAAUGAUCAACUUUCCUUCAUGACAGAAGAGAGAGACCAACUGAAUGCCAGCCUCACUGAAAUGACCAAAGAACGGGACAGACUUCAGACUUUGUCCAAACAGAAGAAAACGUGUCCUGCGGGAUGGAAGAUGUUCAGCUGUUCCUGUUAUCUCCUCUCUCAAGAGUCUGGUUCCUGGAACAAAGGCAGGGAAGACUGCAGAAGCAAAGGAGCAGAUCUGGUGGUGAUAAACAGCGCUGAAGAACAGACGUUUCUCUCUACGUUUGCCAACAAACCAACUUGGAUUGGGUUGAAUGACAUCCAAACAGAAGGGACCUGGAUGUGGGUGGAUGGAACUCCUCUGACUCAGAGCUACUGGAACACAAACCAGCCUGACAAUGGUGGUGGAAGUGAUCGAUGGGGUGAAGAAGACUGUGCAACUAUCAGAACGAUUGAAAACACUCGUUGGAAUGAUCUGUCAUGUACAUCGUCUCUGCAGUGGAUCUGUGAAAAACAACCAUAAUGUUGCAGCAUUAUUUGUUUGAGGAUCAUGUGUAUUUGAAGGUCAGAUAUCUAAAGAAAUAACUGUGAGAACUUCAGGCUUUUAUAUGAAGUAUUUCCAGAACUGCUGUCAUUCACACACAGCCUUAAAAUUAAAACCUAAACAAAUUUGCUGAAAGCGGAUCAUUGAGUAUUUAAACAAAAAAUGUUGUAGCAAAAUGUCAUUAGUACUUGGAUGAACUGUAUUUGUACUGUGACCAUCACAAACCAGUGUGUUAAUCAGAGCACAUAAUAGAUCUGACUGUUAAUGUUUUCUACUAUUUUGUUCUGGUGUGUGAUUCUGUUGUGACCAGCGUCAACACCAAGGUCUAGGACUGACGCUAUUAUAAGUUUAUUAUAAGAUUAUUACAGUAAUAUUUUGAGGUUUGGUUUGAAUAGAAGCUUUGCAUUAAACACAUGUAAAACUUUUAAUCUUUCAGUUGAACCCUGUUGCUGUUCUGUGUUCAUUUUUUUUACCUGUGAGAAGUGAGACAUUCACAGACUGAAGACAUCAGACUGUCUUGCAAGAUGUCCAGAUCUGAUAUUUAACAAAAAAAUCUGAUUUGGUUUUGUAGACUGUAAGUCAGGUUUAAACAAAGUUAAAGUGGUGUAUAAAUAAUGGAUAGACGGAUGAUCUGAGUCACUUGGAGGCAGAAACAUGAGAUUUGGACCAUAUGAGGAUGUACUGUUAAUGUAGCUGAUCAUUUACUCUUGUUUGGAGGUGAUUUUAAGUCAAUAGUCAAUUAAAAUAUUCUUCAAAUAAGCAGCUAUACAGACACCUUGAUCAAAACAGCUGUUAGAGAACUAUGAUGCAAACAGCCACAGAACAAACAAAAAGUUUCUGCGGUUGAUUGUUCUUCUGCAAACUAUAUUCAUCAUCUGUGAAACUAAUUGUGACUUCCGCAGAACUUAAGAAACAGAAAAAGAUCACAUUUCACAUUCACUGCAGUCUGUGCUACAGAACUGAUCAUCUGAGGAACAAUCAGCAUCCUGACCAGCAAUGGAGGAAAUUUAUGCCAAUAUGGAACCUGCCAAACCUGCCGACCCAAUACGUUCUAGGAAUAAAACAAGUAAGAAUGAAGUGACAAAGAGGCUAAAUAGAAUAUACAUUAUUAUCUGUCAUUUACUGCUGUACAGAUAAUUGGUUUAUUUCCUUGUUAAGGUCCAAGGAGUUCUCAGAGGAGUUUUCAUUCAGUUAUUCUCUGUUUGGGGCUGCUGAGUGUUUUCCUGCUGCUUGGACUCAUCGUCCUUGGUGUCCUCUGUGAGUCUGGUUCUCAUGAGUUAACUUUAUCACACUCACCGUCCUAAAUAUGUGCAGAAUAAAACUUUUGGUGCUGCGCUUUG